UGUCCCCGGUCCGUGCGUGUCCCGGGGCGUGUCCCGGGGCGUGUCCCCGGUCCGUGCGUGUCCCGGGGCGUGUCCCCGGUCCGUGCGUGUCCCGGGGCGUGUCCCCGGUCCGUGCGUGUCCCGGGGCGUGUCCUCGGCGGCGUUGCCGGUGCCGGGAGCGCAGCGAUGGCGGCGGCGGAGCUGGAGCGGCUGCGGAUGGCGGGGGCCGGGAUGGCCAUCGCCGUCCUCACCAGCGGCGGCGACGCGCAAGGCAUGAACGCCGCUGUCCGCGCUGUCACCCGCAUGGGGAUAUACGUGGGAGCCAAGGUCUUCCUCAUCUACGAGGGCUACGAGGGGCUGGUGGAGGGGGGUGACAACAUCAAACAAGCCAACUGGCUCAGCGUCUCCAACAUCAUCCAGCUGGGCGGGACGGUGAUCGGCAGCGCCCGCUGCAAGGCCUUCACCACACGGGCAGGCCGGCUCCGGGCCGCCCGCAACCUGGUGGAGCACGGCAUCACCAACCUGUGCGUCAUCGGCGGCGACGGCAGCCUCACCGGUGCCAACAUCUUCCGCUCCGAGUGGGCUGGGCUGCUGGAGGAGCUGGUCCGAGAUGGGCAGAUCAGCGAGGAGGUGGCGAGGAAGAACUGCCACCUGAACAUCGUGGGGCUGGUGGGCUCCAUCGACAACGACUUCUGCGGCACCGACAUGACCAUCGGCACCGACUCGGCGCUGCACCGCAUCAUGGAGGUCGUCGACGCCAUCACCACCACGGCGCAGAGCCACCAGCGGACGUUCGUGCUGGAGGUGAUGGGUCGCCACUGCGGGUACCUGGCGCUGGUGUCCGGCUUGGCCUCGGGCGCUGACUGGCUCUUCAUCCCCGAGUCCCCUCCGGAGGACGGCUGGGAGGACCUCAUGUGCGAGAGGCUUGGGGAGACACGCAGCCGGGGCUCGCGGCUCAACAUCAUCAUCAUCGCCGAGGGCGCCAUCGACCGCAGCGGCAAACCCAUCUCCUCCAACUACGUGAAGGACCUGGUGGUGCAACGCCUGGGCUUCGACACGCGGGUCACCGUCCUCGGCCACGUGCAGCGCGGGGGGACCCCGUCCGCCUUUGACCGCGUGCUGAGCAGCAAGAUGGGGAUGGAGGCGGUGAUGGCGCUGCUGGAGGCCACGCCAGACACCCCGGCCUGCGUGGUCAGCCACUCUGGGAACCAGUCGGUGCGGCUGCCACUCAUGGAGUGUGUCCAGGUGACAAAGGAUGUGCAGAAGGCCAUGGACGAGAAGAGGUUUGAGGAGGCCAUCCAGCUCCGUGGAAGGAGUUUUGAGAACAACUGGAACAUCUACAAGCUGCUGGCGCACCAGAAGCCAGCUCAGGAGAAGAGCCCCUUCAGCUUGGCCAUUCUGAACGUGGGAGCACCGGCCGCCGGCAUGAACGCUGCCGUGCGCUCGGCCGUGCGCAUCAGCAUCUGCCAGGGACACACCAUCUACGUGGUGAGCGACGGCUUCGAGGGCCUGGCCAAGGGGCAGGUCCGCGAGGUGGGCUGGCAUGACGUGGCAGGAUGGCUGGGCCGCGGUGGCUCCAUGCUGGGCACCAAGCGGACGCUGCCCAAGACCUGCAUGGAGAAGAUCGUGGAGAACGUGCGCAAAUUCAACAUCCAGGGGCUCCUGGUCAUUGGGGGCUUUGAGGCAUACGAGGGGGUGCUGCAGCUGGUGGAGGCACGCGGGCAGUACGAGGAGCUCUGCAUCGUCAUGUGCGUCAUCCCCGCCACCAUCAGCAACAACGUGCCCGGCACCGACUUCAGCCUGGGCUCCGACACGGCCGUCAACGCCGCCAUGGAGAGCUGUGACCGCAUCAAGCAGUCGGCCUCGGGCACCAAGCGCCGCGUGUUCAUUGUGGAGACCAUGGGGGGCUACUGCGGGUACCUGUCCACGGUCACCGGCAUCGCCGUGGGCGCCGACGCUGCCUACGUCUAUGAGGACCCCUUCACCAUCCACGACUUAAAGGCCAACGUGGAGCACUUGACUGACAAAAUGAAGACAGAUAUCCAGAGAGGGCUGGUGCUGCGCAAUGAGAAGUGCCACGAGCACUACACCACCGAGUUCCUCUACAACCUUUACUCCUCCGAGGGCAAAGGCAUCUUUGACUGUAGGAUCAACGUCCUGGGCCACCUCCAGCAGGGGGGAGCCCCAACCCCCUUUGACCGGAACUAUGGGACCAAGCUGGGAGUGAAGGCGGUGCUGUGGAUGUCAGAGAAGCUGCAGCAAGUCUACAGCAAGGGACGUGUGUUUGCCAACUCUGGAGACACUGCCUGUGUGAUCGGGCUGCGGAAGAAGGUGGUGGCCUUCAGCCCUGUGACGGAGCUCAAGAAAGUCACGGAUUUUGAGCACAGGCUGCCCCAGGAGCAGUGGUGGCUGAACCUACGACUGAUGCUGAAGAUGCUUGCCAACUACCAGAUCAGCCUCACCGAGUACAUCUCGGGGCAGAUGGAGCACGUCACCCGUCGCACCCUCAGCAUCGAGAAGGGCUUCUAGUCCCACCAGCCUGACCCAUAGCCCCCGCCGUGUCCUCUCUGUGCCCACAUGCUGCUGGGGGAGCACUGUGUCCCCUCUGUUCUCAGUAGCCCUGUAGCUUUGCCAUCGACCCCUUACAGCAGGCAGAGCCUGGUGCUGUGUCCCAGAACGGCACAAUCCUGCCCCGAAUCACUGCUGCGGGUUCUGGUCCCUGUGCAGAUGCAGAAGAGUUGGUUGAGCCCAGCUGCACAGCCCAGACCCUUAAUCUUCCCUUAAUAGUUUAUUAUUAUUUAAUGAUGGGGUAUUUUGAGUCCUUACUUAGCAGCUUGACCGCCUGAGCCAGCUGCUGCUGCUUGUAGUCGCCUGCCCCACGUGCGGGAGGGGAGUGAGGAGGAUGCGGAGCCAUCCCAGAGUGGGUUGGAGCUGGUCCCAGGGGUUCCUGGGUGUCCCCGUGGAGCUCCAUCCCCCGUGGGGGUCUUGAGGGCUGAGCACGGGGUCCUGGCGAGCCCCUGUCCCCUUGCAUGAUGCUUGGCUGCGACCAUCACCACGUGGCUGUGGGCGCUGUGUCCGUCACCUCACCGCUGCUCUGUGACCCCCAGGUCCUGCACCGCCCACGGCACUGCUCCUCUCCUCUAGAGAUAAAACCUGCUGGAGCCAAA
Taeniopygia guttata (zebra finch) is the source of this 3146-nucleotide messenger RNA. RefSeq names its product phosphofructokinase, liver type (gene PFKL). The record is from RefSeq and is a predicted model, not a curated record. Gene Ontology annotation, cellular component: cytoplasm; membrane; 6-phosphofructokinase complex. Gene Ontology annotation, molecular function: monosaccharide binding; ATP binding; identical protein binding. NCBI's taxonomy places the organism in Eukaryota, Metazoa, Chordata, Aves, Passeriformes, Estrildidae. Gene Ontology annotation, biological process: canonical glycolysis; fructose 6-phosphate metabolic process; fructose 1,6-bisphosphate metabolic process.